ACAUCUCAAACCAGUUCAGAUGUGUCUGUUUCCUCACGUUGCAGGUCUAUGGAAAUGCAGGAUCUAACCAGCUCGCAUAGCCGUCUGAGUGGUAGUAGUGAAUCCCCCAGUGGGCCCAAACUCGAUAAUUCUCAUAUAAAUAGUAAUUCCAUGACUCCCAAUGGCACCGAAGUUAAAACAGAGCCAAUGAGCAGCAGUGAAAUUGCUUCAACCACAGCAGACGGGUCUUUAGACAAUUUCUCAGGUUCAGCAAUCGGGAGCAGCAGCUUCAGCCCAAGGGCAGCUCACCAGUUCUCUCCACCACAGAUUUAUCCUUCCAACAGACCAUACCCACAUAUUCUCCCUACCCCUUCCUCACAAACUAUGGCUGCAUAUGGGCAAACACAGUUUACCACAGGAAUGCAGCAAGCCACAGCCUACGCCACGUAUCCACAGCCAGGACAGCCGUACGGAAUUUCCUCCUAUGGUACAUUGUGGGCAGGCAUCAAGACGGAAGGUGGACUGUCACAAUCUCAGUCAUCUGGACAGACGGGAUUUCUCAGCUAUGGCUCAAGCUUUGGUACCCCGCAACCUGGACAGGCACCAUACAGCUACCAGAUGCAAGGUAGUAGCUUUACAACAUCGUCAGGAUUAUACACAGGAAAUAAUUCACUCACAAAUUCCUCCGGAUUUAACAGUUCUCAGCAGGACUAUCCAGCUUAUUCUAGUUUUGCCCAGGGUCAGUAUGCACAGUAUUAUAACAGCUCACCAUACCCAGCUCAUUACAUGACAAGCAGUAACACCAGCCCAACCACACCAUCCACCAAUGCCACCUACCAACUCCAAGAACCACCAUCUGGCAUCACGAGUCAAGCAGUUACGGACCCCACAGCAGAGUACAGUACAAUCCACAGCCCAUCAACACCCAUUAAAGAUUCAGAUUCUGAUCGAUUACGUCGAGGUUCAGAUGGGAAAUCACGUGGACGAGGCAGAAGAAACAAUAAUCCUUCACCUCCUCCAGAUUCUGAUCUUGAGAGAGUGUUCAUCUGGGACUUGGAUGAGACAAUCAUCGUUUUCCAUUCCUUGCUGACAGGAUCCUAUGCCAACAGAUAUGGGAGGGAUCCACCCACUUCUGUUUCCCUUGGACUGCGAAUGGAAGAAAUGAUUUUCAAUUUGGCGGACACACAUUUGUUUUUCAAUGACUUAGAAGAAUGUGACCAAGUUCAUAUAGAUGAUGUUUCUUCAGAUGACAAUGGACAAGAUCUAAGCACAUAUAACUUUGGAACCGACGGCUUUCCUGCUGCAGCCACCAGUGCUAAUUUAUGUCUGGCAACUGGGGUCCGGGGUGGCGUGGACUGGAUGAGAAAGCUGGCUUUCCGCUAUAGACGAGUAAAAGAGAUCUACAACAAUUACAAGAACAAUGUGGGAGGUCUGCUGGGCCCAGCUAAGAGGGAAGCCUGGCUUCAGCUGAGAGCUGAGAUUGAAGCGCUGACCGACUCCUGGCUGACCCUGGCCCUGAAAGCCCUCUCCCUCAUUCACUCCCGGACGAACUGUGUGAAUAUUUUAGUAACUACUACUCAGCUUAUCCCAGCCUUGGCGAAAGUCCUGUUAUAUGGAUUAGGAGUUGUAUUUCCAAUAGAAAAUAUUUACAGUGCAACGAAAAUAGGAAAGGAAAGCUGUUUUGAGAGGAUAAUUCAAAGAUUUGGAAGAAAAGUGGUAUAUGUUGUGAUAGGAGAUGGUGUAGAAGAAGAACAAGGAGCAAAAAAGCACGCUAUGCCCUUCUGGAGGGUCUCCAGUCACUCGGAUCUCAUGGCCUUACAUCAUGCCUUGGAACUGGAGUACCUGUAACAGCCACAUGACACUUUGAAACUGCACAACUGCCCCAUGACCAGGGACAAAUCCAACAGGCCUGAGUCUUGUGUCAGCGCUGGACUCCAGAACUUAGUGAUUUCAACAUAUGGAUGUGCAGCUGCUGCUGGUCUUGACCUCUGCCCUCCUGGUUAAUGGAGGAACACGUCUAUUUCUUCAGAACAGCUGUUGACUCGAGUACUGUGAAUCCAAUGAAAAUAAGCCAUGAGAAUGUUCUAGCACAGCGUACUGUGUCUUUGCCACACUAACUCCUGGUUCAAACCUGUGAAGAAAGGACCUGCAGACACUUCAGUUUUAGCAUUUUCAAUGUGACAGAAACAGCUUCUCCAAUACAGCAGACUUGAUUGCACAACAAAGACUGACUUGUGUUUCCUGAAUACCAGUGGAAGAAUUUCUCUCACAAAGGAGGUUUUGCGUUUACGUUUUUGGUGUCUCAUUCCCCGGGUAAUCUGUACAUCUCUACUUAUUUAUGAACAGACUUGUCUUCAAAACAGAGUUGCUGAGGUAUAAUUCUCAUUAUCAUACAGGUUUCCCACACAGUCUAUUUUCUUUUUGGCAUCAACAGUGAUCGAAGGGACAUAAUGUUAAGAAAUAAAGGAUUAAAGGCUUUUGCCCAAGUACAUGGCAAGUACUUUGAAUUUUAGCACAUUGCAAAGUAAAGUAUGUCUAAUUUAAACGUAUAAUAUGUACAUCACUGAGACAAUCAUGUACAGAAAGAAUUUUUGGUGUAAAUUUGUAAUAAUGGAUGAUCUUUUACAUAUUAUUUAGGGAAAUGAUAUUGAGAGGUAGUAAUGCCUUGAUAGUGAACCUUGAGACACUAUGUGCACAGACUUGUGUGCAAGUGCCUUAGCUAAGUAUUGGGUAUAAAUAUGUAGAUAAUGGACUUUUUUUUGAUGUUGUCAAGACCAAAAAGCAUGGAUGUCAAGUGUCAAUAAGGAUUUUGUUUUCCAAAUCUUUCCCUCCCCACUCAGUUCUUCUAUCUGAGAUCUUUAAUGCUGUUAGGAGGACCUUAAUAAAAUAACAGAGCAGUUUCUUAACUCAAAUUAAAGUCCUCUUACCACCUCAUUUUCUCUUUUUAACACUCAUGUAUUAUAUGUAACUACUUGGAAAAUGAUUAUUCAAAUGCUUCAUCCCACAGAAAGAAUAUAGAUGAUAGAUAUAUUUUAUUAAUAAAAUGAAUUGGAGACUAGCAGAGUUUUCAUGUGCUCAGAAUUAUUAUUGUGUCUGCAUUUUGUUUAUUUAGAUAAAGGAGGACAUUAUCUGGAAAUCAGCAAAACUUUUUCAUUUCCCUUACAUAUUCUGUUUUCCUCCCUACCCAGAGACAAAUUAAUUGCCAAUAGUGGACAUGGCUUUGGUCAUCACUACCAAAUAAAACCAAUACUCCUCCCUUAUGUAUUACAUGACAAGCAUAAAUUGAGGAAAUAAGAAUUGUCACUUUUGUCACACCAUAGGAAAGUUUCUCCAAAAGUGAUUUCUAUGGAAAUAGAAAUCUCAUCUAAAACUUUCCAUUACCAUGAAAUCACUUUUUGGAUAAAUUUUCUUUAUUAUUAUAUUGAGGAGAGGGGAGGGAGGAGUCACCAGCUUUGACUCAGAGUAAACAAUGACUCCAUCUUUUUAUUCCCCUCAAGUUUCAUGUUGCUGCUAGAAUUCAACAUUUGUGAAUUUUCCAAAUUGUUUAAGAAUUGAAUUAAGAUUUCUUUUCUGCUUGAAGUUGAAUUUUUUUACCCUUUUCAUCUUACUUUUAUUGUACACUGCAGACUGAAAAUACAAAAUUGAUCUUGGCCUCACUGUAAAAAAAAGAAAAAAGAAAAAAAAAGUGUGUUGUGUCCGCAAUUGUGUACAGAA
Molecule: messenger RNA, 3693 nt
Organism: Dipodomys spectabilis (banner-tailed kangaroo rat)
Lineage: Eukaryota; Metazoa; Chordata; Mammalia; Rodentia; Heteromyidae
Gene: Eya1
Product: EYA transcriptional coactivator and phosphatase 1
Exons: 17
Coding region: 49-1827 (592 amino acids)
Biological process (GO): positive regulation of DNA repair; multicellular organism development; cell differentiation
Cellular component (GO): nucleus
Molecular function (GO): protein tyrosine phosphatase activity
Source: RefSeq, a predicted model, not a curated record